Elaeis guineensis (African oil palm) is the source of this 1509-nucleotide messenger RNA. RefSeq names its product protein ACCELERATED CELL DEATH 6-like. Gene Ontology annotation, molecular function: protein binding. The record is from RefSeq and is a predicted model, not a curated record. NCBI's taxonomy places the organism in Eukaryota, Viridiplantae, Streptophyta, Magnoliopsida, Arecales, Arecaceae. Gene Ontology annotation, cellular component: plasma membrane.
AUGGAUCGCAUAUUGCUUGCGGCAGCAACGUCAGGCAAUGUCACCGACCUUAAUCGGUUGGUUAGGUAUGGCCCUAAUAUCCUGCUUGGCGAAACUCCUCUUCGUAACACAGCACUUCACAUUGCGGUGAUAUAUGAGCACGAGCAAUUUGCCAAAGAGCUAUGUUCAAGUAGCCCAUCCCUCCUUUUGAAACAAAACUCAAACGGAGAGACUCCAUUGCAUAUCGCUGCUCGGGCUGGUCAUCACUCUCUGGCCACUUUUUUUAUUCAUGUUGCGUCCCACAUGCCUCGCGAUAUAGAGAGUGGCAACCCUCUAAAACAGAUGAUGAUGACAAAGGAUAAGGAUGGGAACACUGCUCUGCACCAUGCCUUGCGGCAGCGCCACAGCAGCCUAGCACUGGAGGUCCUGCGGGCAGAGCCCGAGCAGUCGGAAUUGAUGAACAACGACUCCGAGUCACCAAUGUUCAUUGCAGCCUAUAGAGGAUUAGUUGAUGCUGUGAGAGCAUUGAUGCAAGCUCCUUCAUCUAAUUAUGGAGGACCCGAAGACAACACUGCUCUGCAUGCUGCUACUUUUUCCGACCAUUCAAGCAUAGCGGAAAUAUUGUUGAGAGAAAGGCCGGAGCUCGCCAAAGUUCCGAACAACGGUGGGUACGUCCCACUAAUUAACGCAAUAGAGGACAAUAGACUGGAGAUGGUGCAGUUGCAUCUAAGGUUUGAUCCCUCCGUAGCAUACAUCAUGCAUGAAAACGGCUCGGCCUUUCAUUCGGCUGCUAGGAUAGGCAAUGCACGCAUAGCCGAAGAGCUCAUUCGCCACUGCCCAGACGUAGGUUUUGCAGUUGAUGGCAACGGCCGGAAUGCACUUCAUGUCGCAAUACUUGAAGAGGAGGUGGAUUUUGUUAAGUACAUCCUAAAGACACCUGCGCUUCAUGGAUUGCUCAACCAGCCAGAUAAAGAAAAGUACACUCCCCUGCAUUCGGCUGCGGAGCGUUGCAAUCCCGAAAUACUUCGAGCUAUGUUGGCUAAUGAGAGGGUGGACCGUGCGGCCUUGAAAGGGAUCGGGAGUGCUCUCGACGUCUUUGCUUUCUUGGAACCUGCCAAGACUUUGAAAUGGAAUGAGGUAUAUACACAGUUGGUUCGUGCCAUUCCCGGCGAGAGGGGAAGUUUAACAUGGCACAACGCUAGAAAAAGACUUACCGAGAAAGCAAACAGUCAAAUCCGAUCAUUAACUGAAAGAUACACCCAGAACACCACGGUGACGGCCAUCCUCAUUGCCACGGUUACUUUCGCGGCUGCCUUCACAAUGCCUGGAGGGUUUAACAACAAUGGGGGCCCUGAUGAAGGCUUGCCAAUUCUAGCAGGGAAAGCGGCCUUCAACGUGAACUUAAAGAAGGAAGCCACCGAGAAAGAUCCAUUUUGCGUUAAUUUCCACACCGGUGUAUCGGCAAUGUGCGAGGGCUUUAUGUGCUGCAGCAGAACCACUAACGAUACUGGUCCAUCUGAUGAAGUGUGA